GGGGUGGGGGGGAGGAAGUCGGAAUGAAAAUCAGAAAUUUCUUGCCAAAUAAUCUUUCUCUCUACUCGAUAGUCUUUAUUCCUUUAACUGAGCUCAUAAAGGAACUCAAACAAGGCGGCGGCUGAUUUAUAGUGAAAUGGAUGAUAAAUUUGCUCAAGAGCUGUAUUCAGAAAGUUUGCACCUAUCCAAUUUACAAUUAGACCGUUCUUCGAGUACCAAUGGUUUCAAUAAGGCGGACAUCCAGGAUGAAGAUGGAUCUUUAUGGGGUGGUUCUGAUGAGGAAUUAGAUAAAACAUCUGAUUUAGACCGUGAAUGGAAGAGAAGGCAUGACCAAUUCCACACGAUUGGUUAUCGUGAUGGGCUGAUAGCAGGGAAAGAAGCUUCCGCACAAGAAGGUUUUAAUAUUGGCUUUAAGCAAUCAAUUCCCAUAGGGUACAACUGGGGCAUAGCAAGAGGUGUUACCAGCGCAUUGGCUUGUCUUCCGGAUGAGUUGAGGGAGAGAUUGAUUGAAACACAAGAGAAUAGAGAUAAAUUCCAGGAGUUAUAUGAAUCUGUGAAUUUGCUUUCAGCUACAGAUGCACUUAAGUUGUUCCAUGAUGAUAUUUUGACAAAGAAAGCUGUGGAACAGAGCGGGUCUACUGAGGCUAGUGUUAGUGUAGGUGGUGCACAAGAACAUAUCUCAAAUUCUUCUAGUUUGGGAACUUAUAGUACAAAGCUCCAAUCACUGCUUCUUGAAUCUCCUGAAAUCAAAGUACAAUUCUUCCAUCAAGGGGCUUCAACUCCUGAUCGUUGUUGAAACUGAGUGUGAAUUCUUGUUUUCAUCCAUGAAGCUCAGAACUAGAAUAAGCGUUUGAAUAUUUGGUUAAAAAGUGCUUAGCUCUUGUUUGUAUGUGAACAUGAAUACGAGGUUGACUAUUUAUGGCACAUGUAGUUUCUAAUAGACCUGUACAAAUAUAAAAGUUUUCUUUUAUGUAAUGACCAAAAGACCCAAAAUAUCUAAUGAACAAUCGUUUUCCGAA
Gossypium raimondii (Peruvian cotton) is the source of this 1019-nucleotide messenger RNA. Its product is annotated as protein YAE1. Lineage: Eukaryota; Viridiplantae; Streptophyta; Magnoliopsida; Malvales; Malvaceae. Bases 137 to 796 code for a protein of 219 amino acids. The transcript has 5 exons. The record is from RefSeq and is a predicted model, not a curated record.